AUGUCGCAAGGCAAUUCCGGUCGCACCACUCUAUUCGAUGCAAUAAUUCGCACGCAGAUAAUAUCUUUCUUUGCAAAGACCUGCUGCACAAACCUCCUACGGGUGACCGCAUUGCGUGCGUCUCUCACGGCAUUCGACAUCGAAAUCAUAUCUAUCCGGCGCAGACUCGACGGAGGAAGAAAUGUGGACGCGGUGGACGAACUGGAGGUGGAAUUAUGCCAUCGCGCCAUGGCCUUGGAAGCGUUGCAAUACUGCAACAACAUCCUUUGGCUGUUGGAACAGAUAAUAGAGUGCAUGACACGAAUCCAAGUCGUGGAUGGUGCCUGGGGUGGUGCCGAGGCAAAUCGUUUACGCGACCUCAGUGGCAUGUUCACCCAGGAGCUUCGACACGAACGCAACGCCGUGGCCAUCUUGGCUCGCCUGAAUGAGUUGUUUCCAUGA
Exophiala xenobiotica is the source of this 441-nucleotide messenger RNA. RefSeq lists its product as uncharacterized. The transcript has 2 exons. Bases 1 to 441 code for a protein of 146 amino acids. Lineage: Eukaryota; Fungi; Ascomycota; Eurotiomycetes; Chaetothyriales; Herpotrichiellaceae. The record is from RefSeq and is a predicted model, not a curated record.